AUGACCAUACCGGAGUGGAUGUCUAAUGGUCGUCAACAUAAGUUUUACCCGACCUCGCAGCAUUUGGAAGUUAUUGAGCAUGAUGAUCAGAACGUUCUCAUCUAUAUGAAAUCGAAUGAACGUAACCAUAUAGGAAUAUGGAAUAGAAUAAAGGAAGAAAGACUUGGCAGUACAGAUGGUAAGAGAAGUAGAAUAAAAGAAGGUCGUUCAAGCGGUACCUACAGACGCUGGAAAGCCAUUUAG
This is a messenger RNA of Funneliformis caledonium, 243 nucleotides long. The record is from the annotation of a GenBank genome assembly. Lineage: Eukaryota; Fungi; Glomeromycota; Glomeromycetes; Glomerales; Glomeraceae.